Molecule: messenger RNA, 594 nt
Organism: Protopolystoma xenopodis
Lineage: Eukaryota; Metazoa; Platyhelminthes; Monogenea; Polystomatidea; Polystomatidae
Source: the annotation of a GenBank genome assembly
AUGCUUGCAGUCUGGCAUGGUACCAUGUCAUUGGACGACGUCUGGCCGGGCCGUCAGGGGGGAGGAGGCGAGAGGCGUCAGGUGCUAUGGCCAGAAGGUGUAGGAAACGAGAGAUCCGGAGACGCAGAAAAAGAACCUGGAGAGUGUGAUUCCGCUCCGAAGAGUGGUACAGCCAACGGUGUGUGUCGACUCGUCCCGCUGUGUUCACCUCGUCCGGUAGCCGAGGCUUUGGCCGACCCAGUGACUCUGCCCCGGGCCCGGGUUGUAGGUCGGCGUCUGCAUGGGCCACAUGAGUCACAUGAGCCACGUGGGCCACACGAGCCACACGAACCACACGAGCCACAUGAGCCACAUGAGCCACAUGAGCGCAGAGGGGGUCGGCAACUUGUUAUUCCUUCUGGACGGUUUUUGGAAUACCACUUGCCUGCGUCUGAGGUGAGAUGUGACGUCACCAGGGCAGAUGGUAAGCGUUCUGCAAUCUUACAACCCUACCGAAUUGACGAACCCAGACAGGCGCUGGUCUCCAGCGGCCACAAUCGUACAAGCACACUCGGCAGCAUUAUGGGAAAAAUUCACAUCACUCCGUCACCUUAG